AACGGAGAGCCGGGCCUCGGUGUGAAGGAGACGGAGCUGACGCCAGGAGUGCAAGCAGGUUCCGCCGGCGAGCAGAGAGUAGGAGAGGCGCCCCGAGGCAGCUGGGAUCGGGUGCGGGGGUGGCGCUCGGCUAGGUGGAGGCCCGAACAUCGAUUGUGAGGCGAGGCCUGAGGCCUAGAACAGCGGGAUGAAGUUCCAGUAUAAGGAGGAGCAUCUGUUCGAGAAGCGGCGCUCGGAGGGCGAGAAGAUCCGCAAGAAAUACCCGGACCGCGUACCGGUGAUCGUAGAAAAGGCCCCAAAGGCCAGGAUAGGGGACCUGGACAAGAAGAAGUACCUCGUGCCAUCUGACCUGACAGUGGGACAGUUCUACUUCCUGAUUCGUAAGCGCAUUCAUCUAAGGGCUGAGGACGCCCUGUUCUUUUUCGUGAACAACGUCAUUCCACCAACCAGUGCGACCAUGGGACAGCUGUACCAGGAACACCAUGAAGAAGACUUCUUUCUGUAUAUCGCUUACAGUGACGAAAGUGUUUAUGGGAUGUAGUCCCACACAUUGCUGCUCAUCACUUCAGAGGCCAAGCAUUCUCUGCACUUCCUGGUGUGCCCUUUAACCGCUGACCUGUGCAUCUGUCGUUUCCUCCUGGAGAAAUGGGGCUGGGCUUCAUGUGGGGUGGGGGGGGGGGGUGUGAGUGAUGAGCCUUCAAAUUCAUUUGUUCUGAUUUGUUGAGUUUAGAGGCUUUGGUGUUGUGAUUUCUGCAGUCCUGCUUUUGGCUGUUUUUGUUUUUAUUUCCCUUUUUCAUUGUGUUGGGGAGUGGCUAGGUUUGGAGGGGAUGGAGAAUGUCCUUCCUGGGUUAUUAAUUCUCCUUUUAAAAUGUCAAAGUUGAACAGAUGAGUCUUCUGCCAGCUGUGCUCUGUAUCUCCCUAAGGACACACCUCAUGUACCUUGGAGGCUAAUAAUAAAACAUCAGUACGUA
Messenger RNA from Hypanus sabinus (Atlantic stingray), 971 nucleotides. RefSeq names its product gamma-aminobutyric acid receptor-associated protein. The coding region runs from base 188 to 541 and encodes 117 amino acids. The record is from RefSeq and is a predicted model, not a curated record. Gene Ontology annotation, biological process: autophagy of mitochondrion; macroautophagy; cellular response to nitrogen starvation. NCBI's taxonomy places the organism in Eukaryota, Metazoa, Chordata, Chondrichthyes, Myliobatiformes, Dasyatidae. The transcript is spliced from 4 exons. Gene Ontology annotation, molecular function: GABA receptor binding; ubiquitin protein ligase binding. Gene Ontology annotation, cellular component: autophagosome membrane; autophagosome; cytosol.